AUGCCUCGUAAAGCGGUCAGAACAGCGGCAGCUUCUGCUUCUAGGAGCUCUUCUAAGCGUCCUGCCCCAGACGCACCAAGCAGGCAGUCGAAACGAGCCAAAGCGGCAGCGCGACAAUCCUAUGUCGAAGCAAACACAGACACGGAAGGCGAGGGCGAUGCAGCGUCGUCUAAUUACGAGGACCCCAACGAAAAGGAUCAAUCGUCCGACGAAGAUACAGAUGAGUCUGUUAGCGAGGAUGGCACAAACGCAAAGCAGGUGACCUCGCGAGGGCGGCCGGCAAAGUCCAAGAUACUACCAGUGCACAGGAAGCAUGCAGACGAGAAAGAGCUGUGGAAGGCGGGAGCGAAGCUCGCACCUGGAACGCAGAUCGUCAUCAAAAAGCCCAAAGCUCGAGAUGCAGGCGACAUCCCAUACACGGACGAGACGAUCCAUCCAAACACCAUGUUAUUCCUCCAGGAUCUUGCCGCAAACAACGAUCGCCAGUGGCUGAAAUUGCAUGAUCCUGAUUAUCGAGUGGCCUUUCAAGAUUUUAGCACUUUUACGGAGAAGAUGUCAGAAAAGAUCAUAGAAGCAGACGAGACGAUUCCGGAGCUCCCAGUGAAGGAUGUGAUCUUCCGCAUCUACAGAGAUAUACGGUUUUCCAAAGACCCAACUCCCUACAAGACAUACUUCUCUGCUGCAUGGUCUCGAACAGGUCGAAAAGGACCCUACGCUCAUUACUACGUCCAGAUUCAACCGAACGGUGGCAGCUUUGUCGAAAUGAUGUCGGAGCCCACAUGUGGACAUAACGAUCCAGCAUGCAUUAGUCUCCGGCUUGGUGCCAUGACUCUCGAUGGUUGCACAAUGGCCUUGUUAGCACAAUCGGAACUCGGCCAAGCUACCAAUGAUUGCCGGAUCCCCUGGCCCUCUUCAGCCUGCCGCGUGCGAGAUCUGGAGGCCCGGGUACGAAGUGGCGGAUACUGGCAGCCAGACGCUGCAUCGCUCAGCAAGCUUCGUCGUGACAUUGAUCGAGCACCGGAUCAUCUCAAAUCUGUGCUCCGAAACGAGGGCAUCAGAAAGGCGUUUUUGCAUGGUGUACAAGAUGAUAAUAAGAAGGUUGUCAAGGCAUUUACCAGCUUACCAGGGAAUCAGUCAAACGCAUUGAAGCGCAACCCCAAGGAUUAUGCUCAUGAUCACAAAGACAUUGAGCUUCUUCGGCUUCGUAGCUUUACGAUUGGGACGAAGCUGGCUGAUCAUGAGGUAGUUGGGCCUGGGGGCCUUGAUCGAAUCGCAGAGCUGGUCCGUUUGAUGGUGCCGGUGCAGCCAACAGAGCAGCAGCCUCUUUUGCAGCUUGAUGUGCUGGCACUGCAGUCACCCGCACCAAUCUCGUACUUGAAUGGCGUUUGCAUGCCCGAUGACGAGAGUUCAACGUCGAGUGCAGACGAGAACGAGAACGCGGCUGCAGAGAGCGAUGGGGACGAAGGAAGCGAAGGGUCGAGUUGA
Messenger RNA from Plenodomus lingam JN3, 1485 nucleotides. The record is from RefSeq and is a predicted model, not a curated record. NCBI's taxonomy places the organism in Eukaryota, Fungi, Ascomycota, Dothideomycetes, Pleosporales, Leptosphaeriaceae.